Messenger RNA from Salvelinus namaycush (lake trout), 3669 nucleotides. Its product is annotated as cone cGMP-specific 3',5'-cyclic phosphodiesterase subunit alpha'-like. Gene Ontology annotation, biological process: visual perception; signal transduction. The transcript has 22 exons. The record is from RefSeq and is a predicted model, not a curated record. Gene Ontology annotation, molecular function: protein binding; 3',5'-cyclic-nucleotide phosphodiesterase activity. NCBI's taxonomy places the organism in Eukaryota, Metazoa, Chordata, Actinopteri, Salmoniformes, Salmonidae. Bases 30 to 2573 code for a protein of 847 amino acids.
AGAAGGGAGGCAAACGAGAACAAUUCAAAAUGGGAGACAAGGAUAGUGUGGAGAAGUACCUGGAGAACAAUCCCCAGUUCGCCAAAGAGUAUUUUGACAAAAAGUUGAGCCCGGAAGUGAUCGCGACAACGUUCGCAGAAAAUCUCAAAGAUCAGUCUUCCUUCAAAGAUGUCUCCCAAAUUCAGGAGGCCAACAUCAUCUAUGACCUGGUCAAAGAAAUGCAAUCGCAAAUCGUUAUGGAAAAGGUAUUGCACAAGGUCCUGCAGAGAGUUUGCUCGAUUUUGAAUGCCGACCGGUGCAGUUACUUUGGUCUUCGAGCUAGAAAUGGAAUACCUGAGCUUACAACGACGCUCUUCAAUGUCACCCCUACCUCCAAAUACGAAGAAAACCUAGUCAACCCCGCUAAUGAGAUUGUGUUUCCAGUCGAUAUGGGUGUAGUUGGAUACACAGCGCACUCCAAAAAGAUGCAAAACAUUCCGGAUGUUACAAAGAAUAACCGUUUCAGUGACUUUGUGGACAAGCAGACAGGAUACAAAACCAAAAACAUCCUCUCAUUCCCCAUGAUGGCUGAUAAGGAAUGCCUUGGUGUUGCCAUGGCACUAAACAAAAUUGGGGCUGAAGAAUUCUCAAAAGCCGAUGAGGAACUCUGGAACAAGUACUUGGUCUUUGCCCAAGUCAUUGCCACACAGCAUCACACUGCAUACAUGUUCAAUGUGGAAUCCAGGAAAGGUCAGGUCCUUCUGUGGUCUGCCAGCAAAGUAUUUGAAGAGUUGACAGACAUUGAGAGACAGUUCCACAAAGCUCUGUACACUGUGAGAAUCUACCUCAAUUGUGAAAGAUACUCUGUGGGCCUCUUGGACAUGACCAAAGAGAAGGAGUUCUACGAUGAGUGGCCAGUGAAGCUGGGAGACGUACCGCCAUACAGCGGACCAAAGACCCCCGACGGAAGGGAAGUCAUCUUCUACAAGAUCAUCGACUAUCUCUUAGAAGGACCCAAAGAGGAAAUCAAAGUCAUACCGGGUCCUCCUAUUGACCACUGGGCCCUGGUGAGUGGGCUCCCCACUUACGUGUCAGAGAACGGUUUUAUUUGUAACAUGAUGAACGUUGCCGCUGAUGAGUACUUCACGUUCCAGAAAGAGGCUGUGGAUGAGUCAGGUUUCGUCAUCAAGAACGUCUUGUCCCUUCCCAUUGUCAACAAAAAGGAAGAAAUCGUGGGUAUUGCCACUUUCUUCAACAGGAAAGAUGGUAAACCAUUCGAUGAGCACGACGAACAGAUCACUGAGGCCCUCACUCAGUUCCUGGGAUGGUCGGUGUUGAACUGCGACACGUACGACAGACUGAACCGAAUGGAGUGGAGAAAGGACAUCGCCCAGGAGAUGCUCAUGUGCCAGACUAGAUGCACCAACACAGAAAUGCAGAGUAUCCUGAACACAAAGGAAAAGUUUGAUGCGGAUCCAGAGGACUGUGACCAGAAAGAGAUGUACAAACUCUUGAGAUCAAAUUGUCCUGUGGCCAUAGACGUCGACCUGCUACUGUUCUCCUUCAGUGACUUUCCUGUGACUGAGCACGGCCUCAUCAUGUGCGGAAUUCGCUGCUUCUUUGAGUUGAACGUGGUGGAGAAGUUCAAAGUGCCAGCAGAGACCCUCACGCGAUGGAUGUACACUGUCCGGAAAGGUUACCGUGACAUCACUUACCACAACUGGAGACACGGCUUCAACGUGGGCCAGACCAUGUUCUGUCUUCUACAGACUGGCAGGCUGAGGAAAUAUUACUCUGACCUGGAUGCCUUUGCCAUGGUGGCCGCUGCAUUCUGCCACGAUAUUGACCACAGGGGGACCAACAACUUAUACCAGACAAAGAGUGGAUCGCCUUUAGCCAAACUGCACGGAUCCUCCAUCAUGGAGAGGCACCAUUUGGAGUAUAGCAAGACGCUCAUGGCUGAGGAGAGCCUGAACAUCUUUGUGAAUCUCCAGAAGCGUCAGUUUGAGACUGUACAGCACUUGUUUGACGUCUGCAUCAUUGCCACUGAUCUGGCCUUGUACUUCAAAAAAAGAACAAUGUUCCAGAACAUUGUGAACGCCACUGAGCCAAUGGAAACCGAGAAGGAUAAAAUCGAUCAUAUUUCCAACAACCCAAUCAGGAAGGAAAUUAUCAUGGCCAUGAUGAUGACAGGUUGUGACUUGUCUGCCAUCACCAAACCAUGGGAAGUCCAGAGCAAGGUGGCUCUUAUGGUCGCAGCUGAGUUCUGGGAGCAAGGUGACUUGGAAAGGACCGUUCUCGAUCAGCAACCCAUUCCCAUGAUGGACAGAAACUGUGCAGCGGAGUUACCCAAGAUGCAGUGCGGUUUCAUUCAGUUUGUGUGUGCGUUCGUAUACAAGGAAUUCUCAAGGUUCCACGUAGAGAUCACCCCCAUGUUUGAUGGGCUGAACAUCAACCUAAAGAACUGGAAAGAGCUGGCCGACAUCCACGCUGCCAAGAUGGCGGCCAUUGAGGAAGAGAAAAAGAAGCUUGAGGCACCACCAGCAGAUGAGGUUCCAGAGGGGGGAAAGUCCAAGACCUGCACCAUUGCCUAACCCCCUGGAGUGUGCCUCUGCCCUUGCUGUGUGGUGGAGGAUCCCUAGGCGCAGCAGGCAAUCAGUGUGAAGUUGUGUCCCUGUGUGGACUGAUCGCUUCACCUCAUUCUCAGGACUUGAUAAGCCAACCCUGAUGGAUCAACACACUCAACACAGAUGUACCAGCAGUUGGAGCAUUACCAUAUCUGGACAGCACAGUUAAAGUAGAGCAUAUCUUUCACAGAUAACUAACUAUAGGUACUACUUAAUCGACAACUAACAUCAUCUAUGUAAUGAAACAAACAUUACAUCUUAACAUCUACCAAAUGGCAUAUACCGUAUUUAAAUACUAUUUAUUGAGACGCAUUCUGCUUGGGGAAAUAAUUAGCUGUACAUUUUUAUCCAUACUCUGAUGGUCCAUAAAGAUAUGAGGGUGAGAGGAGAGUUCAGUGGACAAACUUUUAUAACUGAGCUGUUUUAUGAGAACAGGAAUACUGCUAAAUAUCUGAUAUACUCAUCUCAGGAUUUUUUACGAACAAAUAUGAGUACAAAUGAUAACACAAACUCUGUAGAAAGAGAGAGACAGACACUGUUCCUUUAGAAUGAUGUGCUGUAAGAGCACAAGCUUCUUCCCAUAACUCAAGCUUAAAAGGUCAACUUGCUACUGUGUUUUAGCAAGUGACAAUUUACUUUACCGAAGGUUAAUACAGUAGCAAUGCUGAAAACGUGUACACUCUUCUGAGCCUUGUGAGGGUAUAUUUAUGUUAAUAUGCUAAAUAUAUAUUUUUGGAUGUUUGUCAGAUUUUCUACUUGAUGUAUUUUAAGAGUCUUUAGAUCGUAUGAACUGAUGAUCUGGUUAGAAGUCGCGUUUGAGCAUCAGGUAUCCAUUGCAAACUGUGUACAAUUUUAAACUGCACAACAUUUUCCCAAUAACUUGAACAUGUAAUAUACAUAUUACUUGCUAUUUAUACAUAUGUGUAUCAUAAAUUGAAAUGCAGUAAUCUUUCAAAAAUGUAGAUGAUCCUAUUAUGUAUGUGCAUUCUCCAAAGAAAUGUAGUUCAUCACAUAGGAAAUGUAUGUAAAAUAUGUACAAAUUAAAUCUACAAUUUGCUUGUUA